Rotaria sp. Silwood1 is the source of this 1227-nucleotide messenger RNA. Lineage: Eukaryota; Metazoa; Rotifera; Eurotatoria; Philodinida; Philodinidae. The record is from the annotation of a GenBank genome assembly.
AUGGCAACACGUGAUGCAACUAAAGUUAUAUUUGAACAAAUUGAUACAAAUCGAGAUGGAAAUAUUGAUAAAAAUGAACUUCGUACAUGGAUUUCAAAUGCAGAAGAAUUGCCUUCUGCAUCAUGUGAAUUAGCAACUACUGAACGUAAUUUUAAUGAUAAUACCAUCACUCGAUUUGAUCGAAAUAAAUAUAAAGGUAGUUGUGAAAAUAUUUCCAAAUAUAGAACUGAUAAAUAUACUUCAUAUGAAACUACAACAGUAGCUAGAGAGUUGAUGGAUGAUACGGUGAUUACUACAAAUAGUUCAGAAGAAACGAAUCGAUAUAUUGAAAGAUCACCUAAUAAUAUUUAUAAGGAUCCUAAUCCACAAAUUAUUCGACGAGCAGCACCGGACCGUCCAGUAACAUAUGAACAACGAAUACAUCUUAAAUAUCUUCAACCACCAGCUCUUUCACCACCAGGACCACUCAUUAUUAAAGAAGUGCGUCCACCACAACCACCACCACCUCCACCGCUUGUCAUACGCGAACAUGCAUCAUCUCUUAGUUCACCAUCUCCACUUAUCUUACGUGAACGACCACCAAUACCACCGCCAUGUAUUCCCAGUGAAACGAUUACUCGUUAUUUACCUCCUAUACCUGUUCCACCACGAUCAGUUGUCAUCGAACGUUAUCCACCUCUUCCAGAAAAACCACGUGAUAUUAUAAUUGAACGAUGGCUUCCUUAUGGACCCCAACCUGAACGUCGUACAAUUGUUGAACCUGCUCCUCCUCCUAUACCAUAUCCAGAACCACGUAAUAAAAUUAUUACUUAUGAUGCUGUUGAAGCACGUACAGUCAGAAAAUUUGAACAUCUUGGUCCUUGUAAAAGAGAUCCUGCCGAUUAUGUAGCUCAUUAUGGGAGAUCACUUUUAGAUCCAGAUACACUUAUCCAACAGGCUCGUAACGCUAAUAUUAUUGAAGAUAUAUCGCCUCCGCCACCAUCAUCAUCGAUACAUGUAAAUAUACGCGGAGAUAUUGAUUGCGAUCAGUCAAAUGACAAAAUCAAUAGAGUUUUUUCAUCAUCAGGUGGAACUUGUUGCGAAAGAUAUCAACUGGGUGCUGGUACGCAAACUUUUAAUCGUGGUAGUACAAGAUAUGCAUCAUCAACAUCGAAGUUGAUGUGUGGAAGUAGAAUCCAAUCUGGAUUUCAUGAUGGUGACACUACUAUUACUUCUGUUUGGAUAUAA